Messenger RNA from Notolabrus celidotus (New Zealand spotty), 5278 nucleotides. Its product is annotated as transcription factor E2F3-like. Gene Ontology annotation, cellular component: RNA polymerase II transcription regulator complex. The transcript has 8 exons. Gene Ontology annotation, biological process: regulation of transcription by RNA polymerase II. The record is from RefSeq and is a predicted model, not a curated record. Gene Ontology annotation, molecular function: protein dimerization activity; DNA-binding transcription factor activity, RNA polymerase II-specific; RNA polymerase II cis-regulatory region sequence-specific DNA binding. Lineage: Eukaryota; Metazoa; Chordata; Actinopteri; Labriformes; Labridae. Bases 299 to 1633 code for a protein of 444 amino acids.
UUCCCGGGAAAUCUGAGUUUCGCGGGAGGGCUCUUGAGCGCGUAAACCGUAUCCCUUCAUUCAUCAGGCCGUUUCCUGAAGCCAUUUCUAGACGGGGGGAACGAGAGUUGCGCUACUUUUUAAUCCGUUGCAUCUGCCUAAAUGCACCUUCUCAAGGAAAAAUACUUUCCAAAAGUCGAUGAAUCAGACUUUCAUCUUCACUUCUGUGUGAUUAUUUUUGUGACUGGUGCCACGGAUUAGCAGCCAUAAGGGCUUGAAAGUGCGGAGACAAGAAAAGGGGUUACCCCGAGUACGCAAGAUGAGAAGAGGGAUCUCCUCGGCUCCGGACAAAGUGAUUUUAGCGGGGGUCGGGGGCUCUCCUCUGGACAAUAAUAUAAUUUUAACAACUCUAUCGGAUCGUUUAAACCCCGGGCAAUCCAAUGCUACCUUUAUCCAAAUAAUUACCACCCCACCGCCUUGCAACGUUACACAGACAUCAAAUGUGUGUUUAUCUGAACCCCAGAUAAACAACAUUUACACAACUCCACAACAAGCUGCUGCAAACGGAACAGGACAACGACCCAGUGUUGGGAGACCGCCGGCAAAACGACGACUGGCUCUCGAUGAUUCCGACCACCAGUACCAAUCAGAACCAGCCAGAACUCCUCGGGGUAGAGGAGGCGCCGCUGUCACUAAUGGGGCCAGGUUAAAGACCCCGAGAACGCCAAAGUCUCCACCAGAGAAAACGCGGUACGACACCUCCCUGGGCCUGUUAACGAAGAAGUUUGUGGACCUUCUGGCUCAGUCUUCUGAUGGCGUCUUGGACCUCAACCUCGCUGCAGAAACCUUGCAGGUGCAGAAGCGGCGGCUGUAUGACAUCACCAAUGUGCUUGAAGGUAUUCACCUCAUCAAGAAGAAAUCAAAGAACAACAUUCAGUGGAUGGGCUGCAGUCUGCUGGAGGUAGAGGGGGCUCUGAGUCAAAGACAGAGGCUGACGGCAGAAGUUUCUGCACUGGGAGAAGAAGAGCAGAGGCUUGAACAACUCAUCCAGAGAUGCAGCCUGGACAUGAGGCACAUGAGUGACUUGCAAAGCAAUCAGAAAUAUGCAUAUGUAACGUACCAAGACAUCAAGCAGCUGGGAAACCUCCGAGAUCAGACGGUCAUCGUCGUUAAAGCGCCCACAGACACCAAACUUGAAGUACCAGACCCUGAUGAGAGUUUAUCCAUCCACCUGACCAGCACCAAGGGUCCCAUAGACGUCCUGCUGUGCCCAGAUGAGGAGAACGACUGCAGUAGUCCUGUAAAAAACACCAACAUGGACAUCAAUGGGAACUCACCUUUUCUUAAAGUCCUUCAAGAUCCCAGCUGCACAAUCACCUCUCCCAUCUCCUCUUUGGCUCCACCCUCCUCUGCCCCAGCCGUCUCCGUCACAACUCUCUCCCCUCUCUCAUCCCCUUUCACCGGCCUCCUACAACAGACGGAGGACCAGAUAGCUUCAACUCUCGGACCUUUCUUAAACCUUGGGCCUCCUCUUAUGGACCAAGAUGACUACCUUUUAGGUUUGGGAGAUGACCAGGGGAUAAGCGACUUGUUUGAUGCCUGUGACUUUGAUAAGAUGCCCUCUCUUGGCCUGGAUGAUCUCCUGUGCAGCUAGCAUUAGGUAAUUGAACCUUCAGAUUAAGAGCACAGGAGAGACAGAUGGGGAAAGAGUCAGGGUUUUGAUGCCUUUGACCCUAGUUAGUAAAAGCCAAUUCUUAACAAGUGAAAUAAAACAUUGAGGGCUUUGUGAGUCUCAGUGGGACCUAAUGCCAGGUUCUGUCCUGGCGUGAGAGAUAAACGGUUGUGCAUGAUUUCACGCCAGGAUACCGCUGGGCAAUGCUAAGACGCAUUUAAUACUCUUUGUCUCAGGCUAUGUUAGGCCUCUGGUGUAGCUUAGAAUUUGGGGACAACCCAAAGCCUUUGCCGUCUGUGUGGAAAAAUAUGAAUGGGGAGGGGAAGGAUACGAACCUUCAGAUCAACAAAGAACAGCUCGAAGGGAAACCGCCUCACAUCACCUGGCAUUAACACACGGUGGAUUUGGUAAGGUGAAGUGGAAAUGAACCUGAGAUGCACAGAUUAGGUAGCUUGUAGAACACUUCUGAAAAGGGACGAGUUAAACUUUUUAGUGUUCAAAUCUUGAAGGUUUCUCUACGUAUAAUUUAUCUGCAGUCAUUGCAUUUUCUUCCCAGGUGUUCAGAGUCCUUGAAUUUGAGAUGUGUUAAUGCCAGGUGUUGCAGGUGUUGGGAGAUCACAUCCUUACAAACCAACAGGCAGUUUGUGUGUUCAGAUGUAGAUUAAUUUAGAAAUCAAAAUAAAAAAAGAACACGGGGAGGUCUUGGAGCAUUUGUGACUUUAGUUAAAAGUUGAGACCGAAUGCGCCUGUUAAAACACUUGUCAUGUUACUUGUGCUAUUUGGCCCUAUAAUCAAAACACAACUUAUUAUACAAGUUUUUUGUACAUGCACUGUGCAUCAUAGAAGCUCAUAUACAGUUUUGAGUUUCAGUUAACAGGAAACUGAAGUGGAGGCAGGAAAGAAAGUGGGUGUACUCUGAACACUUUUAACAGAACACAGGUGGACACAUGUUUUAAAUGUGCAAGACAUUAAGUUUGCCUUACAGCUAGUAAUGAGUUUGAUCCCAAUACACACAAUUAUUUCUCUCUUGUGCUGUAGCUUUAAAAGAAGACUUAAAUGGGAAACAUAAGAAAGGGACCUUUGCUUAGCUGUUCACUUGAUCAGACUGUUCUCGUCUGAUCAGGUGGCCCAGCUCGUAUUUUGUCUUACGACUUAAAAAAGAAAUGAACAUGAGAAACAUAAAAGUAAAGGUAAAUCCUACAAAACCUAACGGGAUCAGCUCAGAAAGAAAAGCCACCCCCUGGGCCAUAGAGCAAACACACCUGAUAUACCUGAUGUAACACGGCCUCUUCACACCAUGUCCAAGUUUGAAUAUCUUUUCCUACUUGUAGUAUUUCUUCCGUUCUUUGUGAAUUCAGGACCCAUGUUUCCUCUCCCUCGCUGCCCCCCCUCCCUAUCUCCUCAGUCUGCAUCAGCAGAAGCUGCCAUAACGUCCCCCGAUGUCUCCACACUUAGACUGUGUGCUGUGAAAGUAAACUGUGGUUUGAGCUGUCGAGAAAAAAAAAGACGUGUAACCACUGAUGAAUGUACACUGCCGACCCGGUGUGUACUAAAGAUAAGACAAGUGUGUGUUUUUCUUUUUAGGUUAAAUAAAUGUUGAAUUUUAAUGGAUUUUAAAAGUGUAGGACUAAUAUUGCAGCCUCCUAAGCAACAAGGGGCCCCUUGUUGGCGACUAAUUUAAGCUUCAGCAUGUAAUGAAGGGCUUUUUCAUUUUUAGGAUAUUUAUAAAAUAUAAAAAGGGUAAACUUAAAGAAAAAAAGAAAAAAAAGUUGUCAUUGGAGAAAAAUCUGCCGUGUUGCAAACUUUGCCUGGCAACACUGUUAAGAUUUGACUUGGGUAACAGUCUUCAGCGUGUUUGAUCAGGAGAGGAUGUCCAGAACUAAGCUGUAGGGAUGUGAUAUCUUCAUCCAGGUUUUGAAACAUUAUUUCUGUCCACUGCUAAUCGCUUCCUUUGACUGAUUAUAUACCCGUUUGUACCAACACACCAACAUCUUGUCUGAAACCUUUGCUUUUAAACUAGAGACGCCUGCUGCUGCAGGUGAUAUUGCUGCUGUUAAACUUCCCCCUGACCUGAUUGAUGUGCGCUUGAGUAAUUGCGUGUGCAGCAUGUGUGAGAUGUGUUAAAGAUCCAGCUUGCUGAAGAGUAAGCCUGCCAUGUGUAAAUUGAUGUACAGUUUUUCUAAAUUUUUCAGUGCACAAGGUACUGUAGGCUACCUCCCACUAAAUGUUGGACUAUAGUAAUGGGGCGUAAAUGCCACUGUGUGUAUGAGACUUUGAAUUCCCUUUUUGUCCUCAUAGAAAUAUUAAUCUCGUAUGAUUAAAUGUGAUGUUUGGUUUUACAUCGCACUCUCCUGAUGUGUGCAAGAUCCCACUCAUGCCCUGAUAUCACACUGAGUUACCUUCGCUCUGAAGAGUCCCAUCUUAGAUUUGAACAACGGGGUGGACAUUUAUAGAAAGAGAGGCAUACGACCUUAAUGCAAUUGUCUUUUCAAUCUUAUAAGUUAUUUAGCUUUUGUCAGUGUUAUUUUUUUAUUUAGUAAAGGCAGAGUAUAACUAAGACACACAAACGGGACACAUUUGGAGAUGCAUGUGAAAUCAGAGACUGGAGCCCUCUGCUGUAGUAUGUAAGGGCCUUUGCUUCUAUCACAGUUUGUGUCAUGAUUUUUGGGAGUCUCUUCCAACUUUUUGCAUUUCUUCCAACUUCAUAAAGACUGAGCGUAUGGAAACAACAUUUUCAACCUUGCAAAAAUCCAACCCUAGCACAUAAACUGCAAAUCCACCCAUUUAAUUUAUUAUACCUUCUAUCAUAAAUGGAUGAAAUUUGACUGAUGCACAGAAAUGUUGUGAUUCGCCAAACACAGGCAUAUUCGCAUCGUCCUUUAUGUAUUCAUAGAAAGUCCAGCCAAAUCUCUUCCACAUGUGCUUCACUCUUAAAUGUUGUGCCUUUUCUGAGGCCACUUACACAAAACAUUAUAUUUUCUUCCAUCUUGUCUCAAGCAGCCAUAAUCUGAUCAUAAUGUUUUCCUAAAUUUAAACUAAAUUGUGGAUUUAUUGCAUCUCUAAAUUAGUUUAUAGUUGAGUGUAAACAGUUUCUAUAGACCGCUUUUGCUCGCAACUGCAAGUGAAUCGGAAAAUGUCUAAUUGGUAAACAUUCAAACUGUAGCGUAAUAAUUUUUCGAUUAAUUCUGAUGUCUGAUGAGACUUAGCAGGACGUUUUUAGAAACAAUUGCUUUUCCUACUAUCCUAUGCUUAUUUUUGAGCUGUUACCAAAUACAAUAUACUUAUCUGUAAAGGUUGUGUGAAAAGUAAAUAUUUGAUAGGAAGGAAUUGAUCUUAAAAUAUGAUCUUGCUGCCCGUUUCCAGUGAUGACGGAGAAAAAGAGCUGUUGUUACACAUUUCCCUUUCUUUUCUGCAACUUGAAAGCAUGAGUGAAAGUAUCAUUGUGCUGUUGAAUGUUCAAGGUAAACUGAUUUGAUGAAUUUUGAUGUGUGUUAUUCAGUUAUUCAAUUUUCUUUAACAUCUGUUCUACGAGGAAAUUUUUGUUUUGGGGCGGGAGGGAAUAAAUGGAUCUGUUUUUGUACUAUGGUUGUUUGUAAUUGAAAUUUGAAUAAAGUCAAUAUAAAUAUG